Messenger RNA from Cynocephalus volans (Philippine flying lemur), 558 nucleotides. Its product is annotated as olfactory receptor 9K2-like. The transcript is spliced from 2 exons. Gene Ontology annotation, molecular function: odorant binding; olfactory receptor activity. Lineage: Eukaryota; Metazoa; Chordata; Mammalia; Dermoptera; Cynocephalidae. Gene Ontology annotation, cellular component: membrane. Bases 1 to 558 code for a protein of 185 amino acids. Gene Ontology annotation, biological process: G protein-coupled receptor signaling pathway. The record is from RefSeq and is a predicted model, not a curated record.
AUGGUUUUAAAAGAUCCCAGAAGCCUGGGAGUUUCUUCAAGAGUGAGAGCCAUGUUGGUGGCUGGUUCCUAUUUUUGUGGCUGCAUCAGCUCAGUUCUUCAGACCAGGAUGACGUUUACUUUAUCUUUUUGUGCUUCUCGGGUUGUUGACCACUUUUACUGUGAUUCUCGCCCACUUCAGAGACUAUCUUGUUCUGACCUCUUUAUCCACAAAAUGGUAUCUUUUUUCUUAUCCAGCAUCAUUGUCUUGCCUACCGUCAUAGUCACUAUUGUUUCUUAUAUGUAUAUUGUGUCCACAGUUCUAAAGAUAUGCUCCACUGAGGGACGUAAGAAAGCCUUUUCCACUUGCAGCUCUCACCUGGGAGUCGUGAGUGUGCUGUACGGUGCUGUCUUUUUUAUGUAUCUCACUCCUGACAGAUUUCCUGAGCUGAGCAAAGUGGCCUCCUUAUGCUACUUCCUGGUCACUCCUAUGUUGAAUUCUUUGAUUUGCUCUCUGAGGAACAAAGAUGUCAAAGAAGCUUUGAGAAAGAUCCUGGAGAAAAAAUAUAUUUUUAUUUAA